Messenger RNA from Trachymyrmex cornetzi, 1496 nucleotides. It is a transcript of the gene Rab9, whose product is annotated as RAS oncogene family member Rab9. The record is from RefSeq and is a predicted model, not a curated record. Gene Ontology annotation, molecular function: GTPase activity; GTP binding. Gene Ontology annotation, cellular component: lysosome; late endosome; phagocytic vesicle. Gene Ontology annotation, biological process: retrograde transport, endosome to Golgi. The transcript is spliced from 3 exons. Bases 535 to 1251 code for a protein of 238 amino acids. NCBI's taxonomy places the organism in Eukaryota, Metazoa, Arthropoda, Insecta, Hymenoptera, Formicidae.
GACAAGCGCGUCGUCCGUGAAUGUCGCGAUAAAACAAAGGACGGUUUUCGUUCUUAUUCCCAACGCGACAGUUGAAUUAAAUUACGGAAACGAAAGUAGACGCGAGUUCAUCCUGCUGAACGGUUCUCCGUUCGCCGAUGCUUCAAAAUUCAAGAUAUCGACGAGGUACUCGCCGCUGAUCGAGUCGCGAAAUCAUAAGGUUAUGCACCAGAAUCGAGAGAGAAUAAAGAUGUCAAGACACUCUUGCUAGCUAUUUGAUGUAAGCAGGGUGAGACAGGAAGAGAGGAAAGGAGGGAGAUAUCUCACAGAUAAUACGUGAAAAAGCAUUAUGUUACGAUACAUAAUUCGACGGGCUCGGAAAAACUGAAGAGCUCCCAGCUGAUCAGAGAAACUAUAAGAAUAAUAUUCGAUUAGGCUUAAAUGAAUGUUGAGUACACACGUUGGAAAUAAUUGUUGAACGAAACUUCGUGUUAAGAUAGAUAUUAAGAUAGAUAUUGGGAGGAGAGAAUAAGCAUACAGGUCUCAAAUUAGAAAAUGUUAGCAAACAAUUUAAUGUCGGUGAGUACAGGCAGAGGCAGCAAUAGUCUUCAAAAUCGAAACUCGCAGAGAUCCACCCUCUUGAAAGUGGUGAUUCUCGGAGAUGGUGGUGUUGGAAAGUCCUGCCUUAUGAAUAGAUUUGUGUCAAAUCAUUUCGACGAACACAGUUUUCAUACUAUCGGAGUAGAGUUCCUGAACAAGGAUAUUGAGAUCAACGGCGAGGCAUAUACAUUGCAAAUAUGGGACACAGCCGGACAGGAAAGAUUCAAGACUCUUAGAACACCAUUUUACAGAGGCUCAGACAUUUGUCUACUUACUUACGCGGUAGACGAUAAGACGAGUUUUAGAAAUCUCACGCUAUGGAGAUCUGAAUUUCUUAAGUAUGCAAAUGUUCAGGAGGGCUCCACUUUUCCAUUUAUUGUUGUUGGCAAUAAGGUGGAUGUUCCUGAAUCCGAGAGACAAGUUUACAUGGAAGAAGCUCAAGCUUGGUGUUCAGAGAAUGAUAAUCCUCCGUUAGUUGAAACAUCAGCAAAAGACGCCACUAAUGUCGAGGCAGCUUUUGGGGCAGCGGUUGACGCAUGGGCGCGAUUGGAAGCUAGAUUAGAGCGGCCUUUAGUGGAAGACACUGUCGAUCUCUCUAAACAGCAAUCCCAGCAUCGUACGAGCUGCUGCAUGCCUAUUUCCGGCACUGAAUCUACAUUUGUGACCAGAUAAUUGAAAUGGCUGGUAAGAAGAUUGACACGAUAUAUUCGUUCGUUAUGUGAUGCACACCAACAUUUCUGGAACAAUCGUUUAAAGUUUUCUUUAUGUUUGGAAGAAGGAUACACAACGUCGCACUAUUAAACUCAUAGAAACGAUGCUUACUCUAUUUAGGAUCUAUAAGGAUACAUGUUACACAAUAGAACUAUAAGAGGUUAUUUUAUCUGGCCUGUGUCUUAUUUUUUGCACAUUACAGUAAG